UUGCAUGGAGAUAGGCCCAUUGCAGCAAUGCAACCUUCCAACAUCAGUGUGACCGGCGAGGCUCGGGUCGACGCGUGUAUACCACCUACGCAACGCGCGAAAAAAGCCAUCGCGCCAUUAAAAAAAAAACAACACAAAAAAACAACAAAAUUAAAAAAAAAAACAAACGGCCUAAAAUUUUACAAACAAAAAUCCCAAAAAAAUAAAAUUCGAAAAACCAAAUUUUUGGUUCGAAAUUCAAAAUUGCGCGCAUGCGUCUGGGUCAUCGCUGCCGCCCGCCGUCACAUUCAAGAGAUAGGUUUAUGCAAUAGACUCUUAUAAGUUUCCCACAUAAUCAAAUAGUUUAAGUGACAUUGUAAACAAUAAUAUUCAGCAACACUUGGUCUCUCACCAUAGACUCAACAACCGGUUUCAUUUUUACAAACUGUAAACUAGUGUUAAGGCAACUGAGGGUGGCUCAACUCGGAUUUGUUGUGAUAGGGCUACUAUAACAUCCACGACCAUCCGGGAGGAGCAUCCUGAACAAUAGAAGAAAGAAGAAGAAGCAAACUAUCAAUGAGUAGAAGUGGUAGAAGAUCAUGGCACUCUAGAAGCAGCUACCAAUAAGUUAAAUGCGGAAGAAGCAGAGAAAAGCCAAGAUUUCAUAGCAGAAGGGAAUCUAGCUAAAUAAAUAAUAACAACCGCCAUUUGACGAUAAAGUAACACGUUUUUUCGCAAUAGAACAAGUUUUAAGUUUAUAUCAACCGUUAUUACAAGGAAUCAAUAGAAAAGAGAAUUUAAACAUUUGAGUUCUUUAAGUACAUUUAAACAACACUGGUUAUUUUUGGAACUAUUUGAUUAAUUUAUAUUGAUUUUUAUACGCAGACUCUAUAUAAUAUAUAUCUAGUGAAAGUAAUUUAAUAAAAUAACUCUGGACCUAACAGUUAAGGCUAAGUGAUAUUUGAGACAUUUGGCAUAUAAGUUUUGGAAGUGUUUCGACCAAUUUCAUCGACCGUUCCUGAUUGGAAGAUGAAAACAAAUUAAGCAAAAAAAAAUCUCGUGCCUUAAAUUGGCCUUAAAUUAAUAGUAAAAAGGUAAGAUAAAAUUACUCAAAAAAAUUACAAAAAAAAAAGAAUCUAAAUUUACCUAGUUUACCUACCUGUUGAAACAAUUUCUAGAUUUCUUUAAUAGUACAAAAUUAAAAUAAAUUAAAGUUAAGAAUAAGUUAUAUGUUUAUGUUAUUUCUAUACCUAUAACGUUUUAUAUGAGUAGUAAAUUAAACGGGCUUAUAAACAACAAGGACAAACAAUAAUCUGACAAUAUUGAAAAAGAUAAAUUAGAAAAAAAUACUUAUGAUAACAAAUCUAGAAGAAACAACAGAACAACAAAUAGAAUAUUAAAAGAACAAGACAUAACAAGAAGAACCAGAGAGGCAAGGAGAACUCUCAAAAAUAAAAGUACAAGCAAGCUUGAAACUCCUACUACUGGAAACUUGCCACAGGAGAUUGCCGGAAACAAAACAGACAAAAAGUGCAAUAGCGAAGCGAGAGAUCGCAUGAAUUCGUUGUGACGAUACGCCCGAAACUGGAAUUAAUGUUGAAAUACUUCAAUGAGAACAUAUCCCUAGCGCUGCAGGAGAGAUACAGGGACCUCCAUGAUUAUCGGAAGACGGAAGCGGUAGAGGAGGGAUCACCGAGGGAGGCGAAAGUACCGAAAAUAGCUGAGGAAGGAGACCAGGUCGGCGGCGAGGGCGCCUUCGAGCCGAGCGCCGCGCCGCCGUUCCAGAGGUUGCUGGAGGCUCCCAAAGAGGAGGACAACUUUGUGGCGAGUUGGCUCCAGAACUCCUUUAAGAUGACUGCAGCCGAAGGGAACUCAGAAGCCUCCGCUGGAGGCAGUGCUUUAGAUCUCAGGGCGACGCCGAUCUCGCUGCACAUCCCGGCGUUGCAACAAGCGGCGGAGGCUCAGCGGUUUAAAAUGCAAGACUUUUGGAACAGGAGUCGGCCAGGGUCUCCCGCCCAAGAGCAGCUGCCAGAAAGCCAGAGCCAGCCUGGACCAGCUCCGCCGACUCCUCAGCCGCCAGCUACUCCUGACCAUAAGAUCAUCACGGAAAAACUAGUGAACGAAAUCCAGCAGCAGCAAUCGCCGUCCGCAGACUCGACGAUGAGCGAGAGAUCGCUCGUACCGUUUGCGCUGGUAAAUUUACUGUCUACACUCAGUAAUGUCGAUCCACAGCAACAGUCGCCAACAGGGGACGGCCCGAUCGGCGAUCGCAACACAAUGUUGCCUUUCGCAUUGGUAAAUUUCCUGAAUAGCCUCAAUAUCGAUCAACAAGCAAGAUCUGGCCAGAGCAUCAGCGAGAGAACCCUGGAAGAAUGCUGGUCUACACUUCAGCGAGUGAGUUGGCAUCUGUUUCAAUGCAUCUUCAUGCACAAGAACGCAAUGCAGAUGCACGCGCGGGAACUCCAGCGUGGUCUAGGCGGGGAGGUGAAGCCUCACCAGUGCCAGCAGUGCCUCAAGUCCUUCAGCUCCAACCACCAGUUAGUCCAGCACAUCAGGGUGCACACUGGGGAGAAGCCGUACAAAUGCUCCUACUGCGAUCGGAGGUUCAAGCAGUUGAGUCAUGUGCAACAACACACCAGAUUACACACAGGCGAACGUCCCUACAAAUGCCACCUUCCUGAUUGCGGGCGUGCCUUUAUCCAACUGUCCAACCUGCAGCAACACCUCAGAAAUCAUGACGCUCAAGUGGAACGCGCCAAAAACAGACCUUUCCAUUGCAAUAUAUGUGGAAAAGGGUUUGCCACCGAAAGCAGUCUUAGAACACAUACGGCGAAGGAGCUUCAGCUGCACCUUGGUGUUUUGCAGCAACAUGCGGCACUCAUGAUUGGUGGUGCAACCGCAACCACAUGCCCAAUAUGCCACAAAGUUGUAUUCGGUGGCGAAGCGCUCGUAGAGCAUAUGAAGAAUACACAUAAAGAUCCUAACGCAUCCGGUGUUGCGAGUCCACCCGCCACUUCACCGUACCCAGCACAAGCUAAACCAACUGAUCCUUAUAUAGCGAAGCGGCGGACGGCGAACCACCCUUGUCCUGUAUGUGGGAAGCAUUAUGUGAAUGAAGGUUCCCUAAGGAAGCACCUCGCAUGUCACCCGGAGACGCAGCUCACCAGCAGUCUCAGAAUGUGGCCGUGCUCGGUGUGUCAAGCUGUGUUCACCCAUGAAAGUGGUCUUCUUUCCCACAUGGAGCAUAUGAGAAUGGAACCAAAACAUCAGUUCGCUGCUCAGUACGUCCUCUCCCGAGCGGCAGCAGAGAGGAGGGAAAGAGAUCUCCUUGCUGCCGUAUCAGCCUCCGCCGGAGGCUCUGGCCUUCUCAACUUAGCUCCGCCUUCCCCAGCACACUCCGACUCCUCCUCAAACGGCCGGCUAUCCUCCUCAGCGGGCUCAGAAGCUGGUGCUGCCGUCAACAAGCUGACAGAUCUAUUGCGAUCAGCAAACAACGGACAUCAAGCAUACGGUGACGAGAGAGUCGCCGCGAUUGCAGCAGCGGCAGCGAACAUGAUGGCACAACCAGGAGAAGGCGCUAACGCUGUACAAGUCGCUGCUGCUAAUCUAGUAUCAGCGAUGCGACAGCAGCUAGCAAGAGAACCACCGCCAGCACAGCCUCCAGCGGAGACACCUCCAGCACCGACCGAAGCGGCGUUGCGGAUCCAGCAAGCAGAAGCGUUGCUGCGAAGUCAGGCAGAAGCAUUACGAUUAGCGGUUUCACAAGCAGCCGCAGCGGCACACGGCAACGAAGCGCCUAGUCCGUUAAGGCACAACGGAGGCUUCCCCCCACAACCGCCUAACGAUGCGAGUGGGCAGUUAAGUCCAGAAUUAGUUGAAGCAUUUAGAAUUGCGCAGGAACAGAGAUUGGAGCAAGCGUUGAGAUUGCACGAUCCGAGAAUGUUGGGUUUCAAUCUGCCAUCGCCUGCACAACAAGCGGCACAACAGGCCGCGCAGCAGGCUGUUGCGGCACAGCAGGCGGCGGCUGCUCAACAGGCCGCUCAGCAGGCGGCUCAGCAAGUGGCCCAGCAGGCUGCUCAGGCGGCACAAGCGGCACAAGCAGCUCAACAAGCCGCAGCGCAAGCGGCUCAACAGCAACACAUGCAACAAGCAGCACAACAAGCAGCGCAACAAGCGGCGCAACAAGCUGUCCAUCUCCAACAAAACCCUCAGCCAUGAAAAUUCAGCUAUUACUAAUCCGACGCGAUUUCGGUAGAAAAAACAACCGUAAAAAAAAAAAAACAAUCUAGUUUAAUAGAAACGUAGUAUUUCAUAUUUUUUGGGACAAAAUUCACUUUUCGUUACAACGGAGCGUGAACGGGAAAUCGCCUCUGAUUGGUAAUUAUUUACUUUGAACUCGGGACUCGAUAUACGUUUUUUUUAUUAGCCACAAAUACGUUAAAGAUAAAUUAAUAAAACUACAUUCGUAGAUAGACCUAACUGUUGUAAAUAAGAAUGGAUUAGCCGAGACAAAAUCUCUUGUAAAUAUAUACUAUGAAUGAGAAAUUAAAAUAGUUGAAUGAAUAUGAAAUAAUGGAACAAAAACUCGCCCGAACAAGUAAUUAGAUGUAGACACAUACGACAAAUAAUAUACAGUGCAAUCUUCAUUAAUUAUUUGUUUGGUUAUUAAUGAGUGUUAUAUUAUUAUUAUUAUUAUUAAAGUGAAAUAUUUAUUUUUUAUUAGCUUUAUAUGCAGAGCAUUGUAUCUCUUAGUUUAGUACAAACUUUUGGAUGUGCCAAACUGGUUUAAGCACUAUUUGUCGCAUUUAGCGAGACUUUGCAAUAUUUAGUUUGCAUAUUAAGUUUCUAUAGGAUAUAUUCUAUUGCAAUAUAAUUAAUUAUAUUUGUUUUUACUUUAACUUUUCACGCAAUAACACGUCUUAUGCUAGUCACGUUUUGAACGCACAAACAUAUUCUAUUUAGAGAAAAAGAAAAAAUUAAAAUUUAUUUUUAAAUAUUAUUAUUAUUAUUUUUUGUUUUUAUUUCAAUAAAUUCUCUAUUAAUCUUCAUUCGGCGUAAAGUUUUAUUUUUAUUAUAAAUGCCAUAUUAGCUAAUAAUAAUGUACAUACGUAGAAAUUACGUAAUGUUGAUGCUUUUGUUCAUACGAAAAUAAACAUUUUAUUUUUAUUAUGACGCUAUAAUUUUUAACGAGAAUAUAAUUAUUUACAAAUCAUUUGUAUAGGUGUACAUAUAUAAUUAAAAAAAAAAUUGGAAUAUAAUUUUUAUUUCAGAAGACUGCCGUUACUUACCUUUGUUUUUUCUUUUCUGUAAAUAAAUAAUCGAUAAUAAACAUUGUAUACAUGGAUAAAUAAAUAGCGAUUUUUCACUGCACAAAUAGUAAACGACCGAAACAGGACAACUAUAUGAACGAAAGUCGAAGUUACAACUGAACAUAAACAAAAAAGAGUCUUCGACAACAAUCACAUUGAAUAGACUAAAAAAAAAAAAAACACAA
This is a messenger RNA of Galleria mellonella (greater wax moth), 5473 nucleotides long. RefSeq names its product zinc finger protein 628 (gene dati). The record is from RefSeq and is a predicted model, not a curated record. Bases 1573 to 4197 code for a protein of 874 amino acids. The transcript has 10 exons. Gene Ontology annotation, cellular component: nucleus. Lineage: Eukaryota; Metazoa; Arthropoda; Insecta; Lepidoptera; Pyralidae.